This is a messenger RNA of Conger conger (European conger), 3367 nucleotides long. RefSeq names its product fizzy-related protein homolog. Gene Ontology annotation, biological process: anaphase-promoting complex-dependent catabolic process; positive regulation of anaphase-promoting complex-dependent catabolic process; positive regulation of ubiquitin protein ligase activity. Gene Ontology annotation, cellular component: anaphase-promoting complex. NCBI's taxonomy places the organism in Eukaryota, Metazoa, Chordata, Actinopteri, Anguilliformes, Congridae. The transcript has 14 exons. The coding region runs from base 254 to 1741 and encodes 495 amino acids. The record is from RefSeq and is a predicted model, not a curated record. Gene Ontology annotation, molecular function: ubiquitin ligase activator activity; anaphase-promoting complex binding; protein binding.
GAUAACAUUCUUGGGGUCCACCAUAUUGGAAGAGUCGGAAGGAAAAACCUGGAAUAUUUGCAAAAUAUUUUGUCGCAACAUAGUCAAAAUUCUUGUAACACCAACAUCGGAAUAGCUAACGUUGCAAGCAAAUUAUGUGCCUGAAAUAAAGCCAAUUACUUUCGUGAUCAACUCACCCCUGUCGAGGAGACAGUGAGCGCUGGUGGGCCUUUGCCUGUUUUGCAGUCUUUUUCUUACCACACCACACCAAACCAUGGACCAGGACUAUGAACGCCGGCUGCUGAGGCAGAUCAACAUCCAGAAUGAGAAUGCCAGCCCUAUCAAAGUAACAGAGGUAAUGAGGGCUUUGACUCCCAGCAGCUCCCCCUUGUCUUCCCCAAGCAAGCACGGUGACCGGUUCAUCCCGUCCCGGGCUGGGGCCAACUGGAGCAUUAACUUCCACCGGAUCAACGAGAACGAGAAGUCACCCAGUCAAAACCGAAAGACAAAGGAUGCUACAUCUGACACUAACAAAGCAGAUGGGCUGGCAUAUUCUGCCUUGCUGAAGAACGAGCUCCUGGGUGCCGGCAUUGAGAAGGUCCAGGACCCGCAGACAGAGGACCGUCGACUACAGCCCUCCACCCCUGAGCGGAGGAGCCUCUUUAGUUACUCCCUAAGUGCAAAGCGGUCCACACCAGAUGAUGGUAAUAGCGUCUCUCCCUACUCCUUGUCACCUGUCAGCAGCAAGAGUCAGAAGCUGUUGCGGUCACCCCGGAAACCAACACGGAAAAUCUCCAAGAUUCCCUUCAAAGUGCUGGACGCCCCCGAGCUGCAGGAUGACUUCUACUUGAACCUGGUGGACUGGUCCUCCCUGAACGUGUUGAGCGUGGGCCUGGGCACCUGCGUCUAUCUGUGGAGUGCCUGCACCAGCCAGGUGACACGGCUGUGUGAUCUGUCAGUGGAAGGGGACUCGGUCACCUCAGUGGGCUGGUCAGAAAGGGGUAAUCUGGUUGCUGUGGGCACACAUAAGGGCUUUGUGCAGAUCUGGGACGCAGCCGCUGGUAAGAAGCUUUCCACAUUGGAGGGACACACGGCGAGAGUGGGUGCGCUCGCGUGGAACGCGGACCAGCUUUCCUCUGGGAGCCGGGAUCGCAUGAUUCUGCAGCGGGACAUCCGAACGCCGCCCCUGCAGUCAGAGCGUCGGCUCCAGGGGCACCGGCAGGAGGUGUGCGGCCUCAAGUGGAGCACAGACCACCAGCUGCUGGCUUCUGGAGGCAACGACAACAAGCUCCUGGUGUGGAACCACUCGAGCGUGCUUCCCGUGCAGCAGUACACAGAGCACCUGGCCGCAGUAAAAGCCAUCGCCUGGUCCCCCCACCAGCACGGCUUGCUAGCCUCCGGCGGGGGCACGGCCGACCGCUGCAUCCGCUUCUGGAACACGCUGACGGGCCAGCCUCUGCAGUGCACCGACACCGGCUCCCAGGUCUGCAACCUGGCCUGGUCCAAACACACCAACGAGCUGGUCAGUACUCAUGGCUACUCCCAAAACCAGAUCCUAGUAUGGAAAUAUCCCUCCCUAACACAAGUGGCCAAACUGACAGGGCACUCCUACAGAGUCCUCUACUUGGCCAUGUCACCAGACGGGGAGGCCAUCGUUACCGGUGCUGGAGAUGAGACUCUGCGAUUCUGGAAUGUGUUCAGCAAAACGCGGUCAACUAAGGAAUCUGUAUCGGUUCUCAACCUGUUUACUAGAAUACGGUAAUGUUGAGGUGCUAUCCGGGGAAGAGGAGUUAUGGACUUCAACAAGGGAAACGGUGGCUUCAUCAUUCAAUGCACAUCUCAACCUGCAAGUUCCUUAUUCCCAACACUGCCUUCUGACAAAGAGGAGCACAUAAAGUGAAGACAUUCUUCCUCCUUCUGUUUGUUUACAAAGGGACUUGGUUUUUGGGAUCUGCCAAAUACAGAUUUAAAGUUGUUUUUUUUGUUUUGUUUUUUUCUUCUUCAACUGUACAGUUCUUGUUUUUUUGUUUUUUUUGUGUGUGUGUGUGUGUGUGUGUGCACGCGUGUGUGUGUGUGUAUGUCUAAGCGCUGUCUUUUGUACCAGUUGUUUGUGUUAACAGCCUUAAAGUUAAAACCAAUGACAUAACCAUAGGACUUGAAAACACAUGGGCACCAUUUUAAUUUUCUGCAGUUGUAAUUUAUUUACCAGAUAAAAUAUUUUUAAGUUGUUAAAUGAGGCAAAUUUGAAGAAUAAUGAUAAUCAGGAGUGGAACUUACAGCAAAGCAAAAUAGUUGUUUUUAAAUUACAGUCGUACUGUAAAAUGUAAUUUCCACUAUCAGGUGGUCCUUUGCUACAAAGGACUUGAUCCAAAUCACUUAGUCAAUGAAAAAAAAUCCGUCUUCAUUUUUCGAGGUACUUGUUUCCAGUUUAGUAACUAUCUAAGUUUUACUUAUUCAUAGGAAGACCCAAUUUGGUUAAUACUUAACAGACAGGAUGAUGUUUAUGUCUACAUUGCAUUGUUUUUUUUUUUUUGUGGUCAUUUGAAUCUUUAAAAAAAACAAAAAAAAAAACAGUCGGUAAUGCUUUUCCUCCAGAUCAGUCAGUUUCAGUUCCAUCAUGCAUGUUACAUUUGGCAACAUACAGCUUUGUAGUUUAAAAGGGAAGUUUAAAGGGAAACAUUCAAUUUUUUUGUUGAACUGCAAAAUUCUGUAGGAAAUAAUUUUACUUCAUACUUAGGUUUUUUUAAUUGUGAUGGUAUUAAUGUGGCAAUAUAUUAUUUCUACCACCCUGUACAAUCUGACAUGAAUAGAACAAAUAAAUCCAUGUAGCUUUCUAGCAGUUGAUACAUUGAAGCAAAUUAAGCAAAAGGCGAAGUAAUUAUCAAGAAUGAAAACUGACCGUUUUCCCCAAUGUAACUUACAGAAAUAUUUUCUAUUCAAGUCCCAUUAUUAAACCUAGUUGGGUAUUUUAUUUUAGUUCAGGUCAUAUUUCCCAUGGCACUUCUAUAAUAUCUCAUUUCAAAUUACAAAGCAGGAUGUGUGGAAGAAAGAUUUUGACUUUCCCUACUUAAAAACGUAAAAACGUUCAGGAUGCCUGUUUUAUAUUCUCGAGUAGCUCAUUUUUUGUUUGUGGAGGUUUGAAUGUACUUUCUGUACCACUAGAGUGAAUGGUAUUUAUUUGACUUGUGCAACGAUAUUAUUAGUGAUGUGAGUUAAACUUUAUACAAGCAGAAUGUGGAUCACCUGUUUGUGUCCCAAGGUUUUAUAGUCAUUUGUUUUAUUUUCUUCUGAGAUCAUAACUGCCAACUUGAAAAGCUUAAAGAAUGUAAAAAAACGAAAUCAAAGAAUUUAUUUACUGAAGAAUUUAAAUAAAUUCAGAUUUAUGGCC